Molecule: messenger RNA, 2017 nt
Organism: Argiope bruennichi
Lineage: Eukaryota; Metazoa; Arthropoda; Arachnida; Araneae; Araneidae
Product: PSME3-interacting protein-like
Exons: 7
Coding region: 170-934 (254 amino acids)
Cellular component (GO): nucleus
Source: RefSeq, a predicted model, not a curated record
UGUAAUCUUGAUUCAAUGUGUUUAGUGUUUUGUUUUAUUCUUGCUACUCCGUAAAAUUGGUGUGCGUCUAAUGUUUUGAAUUUUCAUUUUUCAUAAUUUUUUUUUAUCUAGAAAUUGUUUUACUUAAAAUCUGUAUCAUAAUAUUAACUGUUAAGAUUUAGUAGAAAAAAUGAGUGAUGGUACUGUGCAGUGCAAAAAAUUUAUCACGGAGAGUGAAGUUGAAGAACUGAAAAAGAAACGUCAAGAAGAAUGGGAAAAAGUUAGAAAACCAGAUGAUCCUGAAGAGGCCCCAGAAGAGGAAUAUGAUCCGCGUUCACUCUAUGAAAGGCUGCAAGAACAAAAGGAUCUUAAGCAGUCUGAAUUGGAAGAAAGUCGUCGUUUGAAAAACUUAAUCAAAGGGUUAGAUGAUGAUGAAGUCGCUUUUUUGGAAUUAGUAGACCAAACUAAAAUAGAAAUGGAAACAAAGUUGUGGGAAGAGGAAAAGAAAGAAAUUCAAGAAUUCAGACGUGCUGUAUCCACUUUGACAGAAGAAGAGCAAGAAGCCAAGCUGCAACAUCUAAGACGCACGCUUAAUCUACCAACUUCAGGUUCAUCGAAAAAGAGUCAGCAAACAUUACUUGCCGGUGCACUGAAACGAAAAGCGUCCAGUUCACUUAGUCCAGAGAAGAAAGAAAAUUCAAAUACAGAUAAAGAUCAGGAAACCAAAAGUGAAAAGGAUGAACCAGUCAUUAAGCGACCUUCUAAACCUAUUAAUACAAUAUCAUGUCUUGGUGUCUUACCUGGUCUUGGUGCCUAUUAUUCUGAUAGCAGUGAUUCUGAAAACACUUCCGACUCAGAAGUUGAGAGAGAAAAUGACUACGAUUUAGUUGGAAGGAGGAUGAAAUUUUCCCGUUUGUCUACUUCUGUCGUUUUCUGUAAAAGCAAUGUAUUUUGAAAACGAAUGAAAUCGGCAAGGAAGUCCAGAAUCGUACUAUUCUGGAGGCUCAUUUGGAAAUUCUCUUCAUUUCAUGAAGAUGGGAAAAGAUAAAUUGUGAAGAAAAGCACGAGCGAAAUUUCUAUAGUAGCAUAGAAUGUAGCAACAAAAGUUAUUCAGACUUGUUUCAACAUCUAGCAAACUCUAUUUCCUUAACCACAAAUAGAAUUUUCGGACCUAGCCUGGAUCUGCCAGGUUUUUUUGUUUGUUUUUUAUAAAUUUAUGAAACCAUAUUGACCAUGACUAAAAAGAAGCACCUAGAUAAGCAGUUAUUGAAAAUGGUUGUAAAGGAAUGCCAACAUUCCAACCUAGUCGAGGACGCAGAAUUCUAGAGAUUCGUCUAUAUAUUGUGCCCAAUUUUUAAUCUACAGCAAGCAAUAAGCAACAUGCGUCGCUUUUGAAAGCGGGAGAUCAUAAAAGAUUCUUUAAAUCCCGGACCAAAGAGAAAAUGUUUCACUGCACAGAAGUUCCACCCAGUCAAAGCUGUAGUUUUAAAAAGCUAAAUGAAUUUCAUUUAUGAAAACAUAACAUCAAAGAAAUUAUUGAAGGAAACAAAAGAACUGUGAUUGAUAGACGCGGCGAAUAUUUCGUUGAUGAUUUCUGAGAAAGUGAGAAACGAGAAAAUUCUUAUGGAUAUCCUAAUAUCUGGAAUGGAUAUGCAUUUGAAGAAUAAAUAAAUAGUUCUGAAAUAAGAUGCAUUAAGGUGGUAAGCUAUAAAUAAAUCAAGAUUUCCAAGGCUAUAUAAAUUAAUGGGAAGAAGAUAAUGUUUACCAGCCAUUUCUGUCCUCUAUAAAAGAAUUUUUUUCAAAAACUGAUUAUUGCUGGUAGCUGGUAAGAAAAGAAAUAAGUUAAGAUGCAAAAAAGCUAUCGAAAUAUUCUUUUUAAUAUAAAUUGAUAAUAAUUCAAGAUGCAAAAUAAAUGCAUGUCUUUUAAAAUUAUUAUUAUUAAAAAAAGCUGUUAAGAUUUAUUUACUUAUUUUUUGAAACUUUUUAUUUUUACUUCUUUGAAAUAAAUUUGUACAAUAAAUGUGAAUGGAAAAAUGUC